Molecule: messenger RNA, 1900 nt
Organism: Drosophila eugracilis
Lineage: Eukaryota; Metazoa; Arthropoda; Insecta; Diptera; Drosophilidae
Exons: 4
Coding region: 156-1439 (427 amino acids)
Biological process (GO): proteasome-mediated ubiquitin-dependent protein catabolic process; multicellular organism development
Cellular component (GO): cytoplasm
Molecular function (GO): ubiquitin conjugating enzyme binding; ubiquitin protein ligase activity
Source: RefSeq, a predicted model, not a curated record
UAGCCAGCUGGCUCGAAAAUGAAAAAAAAACACACAUGAAAAACAGUUUGCCAACUGAGAGCGCACGUUGAACACGUCUCUCGGUAGUCGCGUUGUUUUUCUGUAUUUUGGUCUAUAUCGGUUUUGCAUCACCUGUGCGAGUUUUCCAGCCUAAGAUGAGGAAAUCAUCGGGAGGAUUUCAGGCGCCCACCAAUGAAAAUGGGGAAAAUGACGCUGGUUCCUCUGUUCGAUUGCUGAGGAUUCCAAGGGCUGCCCCUGCCAUGGAGAACUAUGGAUUCCAAUUAACCCGCAGCAAGUGGGAUCCCUAUCCCUGGGUUUGCGAGGUGGCUGCAGGCACACCUGCCGCACUCUGCGGCCUUAAGCCCGGCGAUUGUGUUCUGGAGGUAAAUGGCAAAGAUGUUCUGGGCUUGAGGGUGGCUGAAAUUGCCAAAAUGGUCAAAAGCCAAACGGAUUGCGUCACAAUUCUCUGCUGGAAUAGUGAGUGUGAAAAGGACUGUGAUAAUAAUAGCAUCUGCUGUGCCCCCAUGCCCACAAGCUUGCGACGCCUGUCCCUCGUCCUGGAGAGCAUCCUGCGCCUCGUUGAGUGUCCUGUCUGCGCGGUGACCAUCUCACCGCCGGCGAUGCAGUGCCAAAAUGGACACCUACUCUGCGUAGACUGUCGCAUCCGCUCGGAGCGUUGUCCUGUCUGCCGGGAUUUCUACACGCCCCGCCGGGCAUUAUUGGCGGAGCAGAUUUUCCUGACCGUUGCCAACGCCUUCGAGAUGUGCCACACGGAGAAUAAGCUCCGGCAGAAGCUCUUCGCUGGGAUAACACGACCGGCGGUUGGGCGACAGAAUAGGAUAACCACCGGACAGGAUACCUGGCGAAAGAGGAGGCCAGUGUUGCCGACGAACAAGUUCCUAACCAAACUGCUAGAGGGCUGUGCCUACUCGAUGGACAACCUCUCACCCUCGAAUGCCGCUACCCUGUUGCGGACUAGCUCCACGGAUGUCGCUAGCGACUCCAGUGAAAUCCCGACGAGAACAUCACCAGUGACAGCCACGCCCCCCGAAAGGACAACAAUGCAUGACGCGAAUGCGGGGCAUCCUUCACUCUCGACGAAUGAUUUACAGCAGGAUGGAGUUAAGCCGAAUGCCGAGGGCGGUGACAAGGAAUCCGGAACGGACAGCAGCCACAACUCCGCCGCAUCCUUACCACCAUCGCCAUCGUCCUCCGGCAGCCGGGCCAUCAAUGAAUCUUCCGGGAUGCAACCCUUUCACAUACCUCCUGUCACUCUGAGCCAAGAUUUGCCCGAGCAUCAGCAGCAGCAGCAUCAGGUUGUCCAAACUAAGCCGGCCUCGCUGCUGUACCGCUGUCCCUGCGAGCUGCAGGAUCCAGAGGAUCCUGAGAAGGACCUCCAUCAGAACUGCUGCUACAAAUCCGCUUUCCGUUUGCUUUGAGCUCCGGCAUCUCAAUCAACAGCAUCCUCUUAUCAGCCGGGUCGUCUGUCGUCUCUCCUCCUACUCCUACUAUUUUCCUUACUAAUUAAAUUAGACGCCAGUUUGCUUGGCCAAAGUUGCUUAUCGCGCAAAGAAAUGAACCCGGGCAAAGGAAUUGAAUGGGUGUCAGGCCGGGACAAAAGGCCCCGAGAUGGAGAUGCAAAGAAGUUAGACCAGAGAUGCUGCGCUGCACUCGGUGAACUGCAGCAAAGAGUUCAACUUGGCCAAGUUGAGUUCUAAUUUAAUCACUCCUGAACGCUCCAAUGACUUUGUGUCAUUUGGCGUCCAACUUGCGCUGCUCGAUAAUGAACCCCUGAUAGUCUGCCUCGAGGGGUUCGUUUGACAGAUGCAUUAAGUCUUAGAUUCACACAGAAAAUAAAUUGCGAUUUCUAUUAGAUCUACAAAUAAAUUGCUUUAAAAUA